ACUCUUAGAUCUUUACAGAGACAAAAUCAUAGCAAGAAAAAUGAUGUCCAAGGCAAUGAAAGAAAAUGACCUCACUCUGUAGAGGGCUUCUAGUAGUGGGAGCAAGACUAUCACCAACUCCUCGAUUCCUUUUGGCUGCUUCUCCUUAUUAUUCUUUCUCUUUCUCUAUUAACAGCCUCAACCAACGAUUUCUUGAAAGCAAAUCAAUUCAUUAUUGCCAUCAUCGCAGCCUCAACAAACGCCUUCUCCUUAGACUUCCUUUAACAUCAUCGUCUUCUAUCAUGUCCCAGAUGGAAAGUUCUGCUGGGGUUUCUACCAAGGCAUCCUUUGAUAAUGGAGGGGAUACAACUGUUUUUCCUUUGUCUUCAUCUAGUGUUCUCAAAAUCAACAAGGGAGAUAUCACCAAGUGGUUCGUUGAUGGCUCUUCUGAUGCUAUUGUUAAUCCAGCAAAUGAGAGAAUGCUGGGAGGUGGAGGUGCAGAUGGAGCUAUACAUAGAGCUGCUGGACCAGAACUCCUAGAUGCAUGUUAUAAGGUCCCUGAAGUCCAACCUGGAAUCCGUUGCCCCACAGGAGAAGCCAGAAUCACUCCAGGUUUCAAAUUGCCGGCAUCUCACGUGAUUUACACUGUUGGUCCUAUUUAUGAUACUGAUAGCAACCCUGCAGCCUCCCUGAAAAAUGCAUACAGGAACAGCUUGACAGUAGCCAAAGACAACAACAUCAAAUAUAUUGCUUUUCCUGCUAUAUCUUGUGGUGUUUAUGGGUAUCCUUAUGAGGAAGCUGCUGCAGUCUCUAUAUCCACAAUCAAAGAAUUUAAAGAUGACUUAAAAGAGGUGCAUUUUGUUCUGUUCUCAGAUGACAUUUAUAAUGUUUGGUUAAAGAAGGCAAAGGAGUUGCUUCUGCCAUAGCCUGUGCUGCAACUGGAACUUUGUAUCGCAUCAAUGCGUUGGAGACAAAGUGAAUAGUAAUGGCUUUGGAAUUUGAUCCAUCUUGGGUCUACGCGAAUGUGUUUUUUUUCAAGUAAUUGGGGUGAAGAGGGAUUGCUGUGGACUGAAUUUGAACACUCCCCAUCAUAUAUAUUACUAUUAUUUUAUAUAUUAUGUUGAUACCAAUAUAUCAUAUAAUAGUACUAUUUUAUAUAAAGACUAAUAUUUAAGUCUUACACAGGAAAGACAUAUCAUAAAGUAAUAGUUUUUUCCUUUUUUUAAUAAAAAAGUUCGUUCCUUUA
Molecule: messenger RNA, 1225 nt
Organism: Jatropha curcas
Lineage: Eukaryota; Viridiplantae; Streptophyta; Magnoliopsida; Malpighiales; Euphorbiaceae
Source: RefSeq, a predicted model, not a curated record